UUCCAGACUUCCAGUUCCCAGAUCCUCCUCUUUCUCUCCAACUUCCAGAAAACAAACAAAACCCACCGAUCUCGCGCGAGCGCCAGCCCGAUGACCGCCCAGGGCUACGCCGUCGAGCUCUACUUCGACCCCGCCCUCGAGAACCAGGUCCUCAAGGCCUGGAACGUCCUUGCCCGCCGGCAAAUCACCAAACACCUCAUCGACAUGCAAUCUCGCCCUCACAUCACCCUCCUUUCCUCCCCCUCCCUCGACCCCCACCGCCUCCUCUCCUCCCUCCGCUCCCUUGCCUCCCGUCAUGAACCUUUCCCUCUUUCCCUCUCCGCUGCCGCCGCCUUCCCUGGCGAUCCUGCUGUUCUCUUCCUUUCCCCUACCCCUUCCCUUUCCCUUCUCUCCCUCCAUUCCCAGCUCUGUGAUGCCCUCCGCAAGGAAUCCUUUGAUGCGCCUGAUGAAUUCCGGGUCGAUUCCUGGGUCCCUCACUGCUCCGUCGCGCAGGACGUUGCCGGCACCCGCGUCGCCGAGGCCUUUUGCAUUCUCCGUGAUCUCAAGCUUCCUGUCACUGGGUAUGUCACUGAGCUUGGAGUUGUUGAGUUCUCUCCCGUGCGUGAGAUCUUCUCGUUCCCGCUCGGGAGUUUGUCUGAAUCUUGAGGUAUUUCCAUUUGAUGGAUUUUAGACGUUGUUGUUGUUGUUGUUGUUGUUAUUGUCUUUUUAUUUUAUUUUCUUAAAAAAAAAUGUGAUCUUUUAUGAUUAAUGAUUCAAAAUUGCAGUCUUUGAUGCCUAGA
Molecule: messenger RNA, 779 nt
Organism: Dioscorea cayenensis subsp. rotundata (Guinea yam)
Lineage: Eukaryota; Viridiplantae; Streptophyta; Magnoliopsida; Dioscoreales; Dioscoreaceae
Exons: 1
Coding region: 91-645 (184 amino acids)
Source: RefSeq, a predicted model, not a curated record